Molecule: messenger RNA, 2613 nt
Organism: Miscanthus lutarioriparius
Lineage: Eukaryota; Viridiplantae; Streptophyta; Magnoliopsida; Poales; Poaceae
Source: the annotation of a GenBank genome assembly
AUGCCGCUGGUCAGGUUCGAGGUGCGGAAUGAGGUGGGGCUGGGAGACCCCGGCCUCUACGGCGGCGGAGCCGCUGCUGCCGGGGCCGCCUCCGCCUCCUCCGCCGUCUCAGCCGCGGGGGAGGAGGAGCCCAAGGCGCUGCUCGAGGGCGUCGCCGUCGCGGGUCUCGUCGGGAUCCUGCGCCAGCUCGGAGAUCUCGCGGAAUUUGCGGCUGAUGUUUUCCAUGAUCUACACGAGCAAGUUAUAGCUACAUCUGCCAGGGGUCGUAAGGUGCUGACUCGAGUACAGAACAUUGAAGCAGCACUUCCAUCUCUUGAAAAAGCUGUGAAGAAUCAGAAGAGUCACAUACAUUUUGCCUAUGUUCCGGGCUCUGAUUGGCACACUCAGCUUCAAAAUGAGCAAAAUCACCUGCUAGAGAGUGAUCUGCCUCGUUUUAUGAUGGAUUCCUAUGAAGAAUGCCGAGAUCCACCACGGCUUUACCUUCUUGAUAAAUUUGAUACUGCUGGCGCGGGGGCUUGUGUAAAGAGAUAUUCUGAUCCAUCCUAUUUCAAGAAAGCAUGGGAUAUGACGAGAGCAGACAAAACUGCUAAUCUACAAAGAGAAAAGAGAUCGCAGAAAAUUAAGAGAAAAGGGUCACGACUAAGGGAGCCAUAUCAUGGGCAAGCCACAUCUAGGCAUAGGGGCACUGAAUUUCAGCGAUCACUUACUGCUGGCCAACUUGUUAACAGGCAGUUUGCAUCUCCCAGCAACGAUGGUCAGAACAUCUCAGAGCAUAGGUCUACACCCGACGCAAGAUCUAAUCCUGACAAUAUGAGCAGAUCUUCUUCUCUUAGUUCGAAGACACAACUGAGUUCAGUAGAACAAGCUUUCGAUGCAAAACCUUCUGCAGUUCCUCAUGAGAAUGGCCAUGGCAAGUCAUUGGAUACUAAAUUGCACAAACCUGGUGGUCUGCCUUCGCGCAUACUACUUAACGGCACCAGCGUGGAUGAUCAUAGUGACUAUUUGAAGCAAGGUUCCCCGCCAGGUGAUAUGGUUGCUAGAUCACCUUAUGUUAAAUGGGAUGAAAAGGCUGCAAUUAUCAUGUCUACAAGUUCUGUCUACUGUGACGAUGUUGUUGUGGAUAAGGCUGAAGAUGCAGAACCUACAUGUAUUAGCUCUGUGUUGAAAGAAACUGGCCACAAGGUAAUGGAUGCCUUGGAGCAGCAAGAUGCCUUACUUAAAAAGACAAAAUCACUGUUAGUGCCAUCAGUCUUGAACCACCAUGGUGACAUUCCAGGAGAAGCCGACAACUACAUGGAUGCACUUAAUACACUUGAAUCUGAGACAGAAACUGAAUCUGAAUUUCAAACUAAGAAUCAAGGGGUGCCAGCACCUUCCUUCAACGCUGAAGCACCUCAAGUGGGGGCAAUUGAUAAUAUUGUUCCACAGUGUCCCGAUUCCUAUGUUGCUGAGUUUACUGACACAUGCCAAGAAUCUGAUAUUCUUUGUACUUCAGAAAGAGCAAUUGAUUUUCCCAGUUUGUCAAAUGCACAUUCUCUUGAGGUCUCACAACUAGAAGUUUCAGACUAUACAUCUGUAAGUCCCUAUAAAGAGUCAUCUGUCGUCACUAAUAUCCAUGAGAGUGGUGCAGAGGGUGCUCGCGGAGAUCCUUGUGAGAUUAUAGAGCCUCUGCAGGUCCAUUCAGCCAUACUUCCCAAUGCUGGAUCCCCUGUUUGCAAUGAAAUACCCAAGAGUAAGCCAGACGAUGAUCUUGGGUACUUUCCCGAGAUUCCUCAACCAGGUUUCUCCACCUAUAAUUUUGUAUCCGGACCUAACAUUGCCAACAUGGUAGUUGAUGAGGUGGGUUUCAAGAUGGCACCUGGUGAUCACUCUGAUGACUCAUGUGUUAUUCCUGAAAGCAGGCCUCAGGAUUAUGCUGGAAAGAGCCAUGAGGGAGUUGGUGAUUGUGGUGUGAUUGGAGUGUCUGAAUUAUGUAGUGAGCCUCUUAACAAACCAUCAGAUAAUAUAUGUGCAACUCAAGAUGUUCCUACAAAUACCUCUACUAUGUCUGCUGGUGCCAGUGAAGUGUCUAGUUCAUGGAGUGAGCCUCUUAAUGAACUAAUGGAGAACAGAUGUGCAACUCAAGGUGUUCCUGCAAAUGCCUCUACCACGUCUACUGUUGUACCAUCUGUUAAACUCUGGACAAAUGCUGGGCUCUUUGGACUUGAACCAUCUAAACCUCCAGUAUUUGGUGCCCAAGAUGGUCCAAGGGAGGAUACUCCACCUGGUUUUAAAGAAGCUCAACCGGUCCAUUCCACUGAAUUCACAGAAUUGCACUGUUCAAAGCCAACUGAAUCAGCAGUUGUAGAUGUUCCAAAUGGAAACACGUCAAUUACCAGCAGCUUUGUGGAAAAUCUUGUUGGUAUCCGUCCUGGUUCUGCAAACCUCAAUAACUCAGGGGCCAAUCAAUCAGCAGCCAGAAUACCCGAUCCAAUUCAUAGUCAUACAGAUGGGCACUCAGAUUUUUCCUCAUCCUUUGAGCACAAUAACAUGACUGGCAAGCAUACUUCAAUAAGUGAGCUUCUAGAAUCUGAAGGAAGUGCUGAAACUGGCACCCGGAAUAUACUCAACUGA